Messenger RNA from Guyanagaster necrorhizus, 840 nucleotides. Its product is annotated as Aldo/keto reductase. The transcript is spliced from 6 exons. Lineage: Eukaryota; Fungi; Basidiomycota; Agaricomycetes; Agaricales; Physalacriaceae. The record is from RefSeq and is a predicted model, not a curated record. Bases 1 to 840 code for a protein of 279 amino acids.
AUGGCGUUUCCAGCAAAAAUCAUCUACGGCACGGCUUGGAAGCAGGAGAGAACCACCGACCUGGUCGUUUCGGCUGUUCUGAACGGGUUUAAAGCUAUUGACACAGCAUGUCAACCCAAGCAUUAUCGCGAGGAUCUUGUUGGCAACGCACUGCAAACGUUGAAAGAAGUGCAUGGCAUUGAGCGGGAUCGGCUUUUCAUUCAAACAAAAUUCACGUCCAUUGAUGGCCAAGACCGUUCUAAACCGCUCCCAUAUGAUCCCUCUGCCACCGUUCCGGAGCAGGUCAGAACCUCUUUUGAGAAAUCUCUGGCCAACCUGCGUACGGCCUACAUCGACAGUUACAUACUGCACUCACCGCUCCGAACAAUUCACCAAACGCUUGAGGCUUGGAGGGUGCUGAUCAAACUUCAGGACGAAGGCAAAGUACGCAUGAUUGGUGUUAGCAACGCCUACGACGUUGGAAUCCUCCGAGCUCUGGGACAAGAGAGGCAGGUACAGGUAGUGCAGAAUAGGUGGUACGAAGGAAAUGCGUGGGAUCAAGAUGUGGUGCGAUAUUGUAAGACAAACGGGGUCGUGUAUCAGUCGUUCUGGACGCUGACGGGCUCACCUUCGCUUUUGUCGCAGCGAUCCGUUUUGGCCAUUUCUGCAGCUUUGUCUAUGACCCCUGCACAGGUCCUGUACGGUAUAGUACAGAUGGGUGGCAUAAUGCCACUCUCUGGCACCACAAGUGAGGUGCAUAUGAAGGAAGACGUAGCUGUGGAGAGCUCGAAUCUUGUUACGGAUGACAAGCUCCGAAACCACGUCGACACUAUCAAGAGAUUGGUGGGGCUGGGGUUGUGA